GUAUUAGGUGCAAGCAAAUAUGAGACUGAUAGAGCCCAUAAGCAUAUUGCUUUUGCUGAACUUGUGAAUCCGUGAAAGAAAAACACAGAAAUCCGGGAUCGGAAACAAUGGCAUCGAAUCAGCAAGGCGGUGGGGCAAAUAAACCCGCAAAGAGGAAGCCGGUGUUCGUCAAAGUGGAUCAACUUAAGCCGGGAACUAACGGUCACACCUUGGUCGUUAAGGUCUUGUCCGCCAAUACCGUGUUGCAGAAAGGACGACCCUCCAAUUCUUCUCAGAGCCUCCGUCCCACUCUCAUCGCCGAGUGCCUUGUCGGCGACGAGACUGGUACCAUCCUUUUCACCGCUCGCAACGAACAAGUGGACCUGAUGAAGCCAGGUACUACAGUAAUUCUUCGAAAUGCAAAGAUUGACAUGUUCAAAGGAUCUAUGAGGCUUGCUGUUGACAAAUGGGGUCGUAUUGAGGUCACUGAUCCUGCAAAAUUUGUGGUCAAAGAGGAUAACAACCUUUCUCUGGUGGAAUACGAGUUGGUGAACGUGGUUGAAGAAUGAUUCCUUUGGAUAGUGGAAAGAUGACUUGAUGAUUUGUUUACCAAGCACAUGGAUAUUGUCAAGGUAAAGUAUUUGACUUGUGACGAAGGAUGGGUUUGGGUAUACCUUCGCUUACAUAAUGUGAUUCCCUUAUAACUACUUGGCAUCUUUUUGGGUGAAGUUGAGGUCGCUAGAAAGGUGUUGUGUUAUGGGGUUAUGAUAUUUUAACCUUUGUCAACUGUAUGCAGAGAUCUUGAGAGAAAAUAUAAUAUUGUGUUAAUACAAUUA
Neltuma alba is the source of this 815-nucleotide messenger RNA. RefSeq lists its product as uncharacterized. The record is from RefSeq and is a predicted model, not a curated record. The coding region runs from base 108 to 548 and encodes 146 amino acids. The transcript has 2 exons. Lineage: Eukaryota; Viridiplantae; Streptophyta; Magnoliopsida; Fabales; Fabaceae.